AUGGAGAGAUCGCAUAAAGCUCUCUUUGAAUCUGAAAUAGAUAUUGUAGGAAUGCGUCAAUACAAAUACAAUAUGUAAUGAGUGUUUUUCUCCAGAAGCAUUGACAAGGUUCCUUUACAAGCUUGUUUGCAUACAUGACUCAAAGCCUAACACUUGCUAGUCCAUUUCUCUAUAUGUCAUGCUUGACUGCUAGUUGCACUUUACUUUUUCAGAGUUCUUGUACAGCAGGUUUUCUGUAGCAAAAUGACAGAGACAGACAAUGAUAAUCAUUGAAUAUUGUGGGUAAAAGACAAAAUUAACUGUUGAGAUUUUUUUCAUUAGAAACACAUCUGAUACCAUAGCAAGUCUAUUAAAGUAAGUCACAAGUCUACAGAAUUAGUCACAGUGAGUUAGACUAUGAAAGUCAGUUAGACUAUAUCAUUAAAUGGAAAUGACUUGAUAAUUUUUUAGAAAAAACAAUCGGUGGGAAAAAUUAUCAAACAUUGUGUUUUAGGAUAGCUGUAAGCCAAUAGCAUCUUCCAGUGCAGAACCAGCAGGUACACUCAGUAGCUGAGAGAAAACCUGGGAAUGCUUCAGAUCAUGAAUUCAGAAGGCUGGAAUCUUACCAAUCAGGUCCUGAAGAACUAACAGAUGACAACCCAUCAGACUACAGACAAUUUUUUACUGCAUCCAGGCUGGAAUUGGACCAACGAUACUACUGGGAUGGACAAGAAUACCACUGCUAAGUGCCAUGAUGAUCACACCCUGGAUAAGUAUUUGUUUCCAUUUGUGUACAGCAUUGUGAUGGUGAUCAGUAUUCCCACCAACUGCAUCUCCCUCUAUGCAUCUUGCAUUCAGGUGAGGAAAAAGAAUGAGUUAGCAGUUUACCUCUUCAGCCUAUCCCUGGCUGACCUUUUGUACUCUCUGAUUCUGCCUCUGUGGAUUGAUUAUGCCUGGAAUGGAGAUAACUGGAGGCUCUCUGCCUUGCUUUGUCAGAUUUCUGCCUUCCUUAUGUAUAUGAACUUCUACACCAGCACUGCGUUCCUUGCUUGCAUCUCUGUUGAUAGGUAUCUGGCAUUAGUUCACCCCUUGAAGCUCCAGCACUUCCGCACAAGAAGAUUUUCAUUGCUUGUCAGCAUAAUUGUUUGGCUUCUGGAAAGCAUCUUGAAUUCAGCCAUAUUGGUGAAGAAAGAAGUGUUCAGUGAUCCUUGCAAUUUCACUAAUCAUACACUAUGCUAUGAUAAAUACCCCCUGGAAAAGUGGCAGGCAUACAUAAAUUUAUUCCGGAUAUGCUCAGGGUACCUGGUCCCUUUGAUAGUCAUUUUGUUUUGCUACCAUAAAAUCUACCAAGUAGUGAGGUAUAAUCAAGCCACAGUAGAUGAAGAAAAGAAAAAAGUGAGGAAACUUAUUCUGAAUAUCACAGUUACUUUCAUUGUCUGCUUCACUCCUUAUCACAUUGUAUUGCUUAUUCGCAGCAUUAAAGAACCUUACACCACUGACCCACAGCUUUUGCAGUUGAUGUAUAAGGUUUACAGAAUCACACAGGCCUUAACAAGUUUGAAUUGCAUCGCUGAUCCCAUUCUUUACUGCUUUGUGAGUGAAACCACACGAACAGACAUACUGCAUUUCCUCAGGUGUUGCUUGUGCCUACAAAAGCAUGAGGGAGACCAAGCUAUAAAGAGCAGUGCGCUGAUCACCUACAGAACGUCCUGUGAAACAGACUAUCAAAAAUGCUUGAGAGCGCACAUUCAAAGCAACAUCGGAUAACCUAAAGAGGAAAGAAAGAAAAAUUCUUCCCCACUCUGUACCUAGGAAACACCCCAAAAGUGACAAAUCUACAUGAAACCAGUAGCUGGAGCUAAUAAGAACUUAUUACAGGGUCAGUUAAAUCAAUGGAGCAUCAAAAUCAGGCAUGGUACAUAAAUCAAUGUCAACAAACAAACACACAAUCAAAAAAAAUGACCAUGACACACUGACAGAAACUGAGGAUUCUCCAGAGAACUGCCUCCUGUCACAGCUUGCUGGAUAGCCCAUGUACUGGGCCUGCACAUACUCAGCUGCAGGAAGGCUGAAGUCCUCUAACCUCAGUAAUUUGUUUUCCAGUUUUAAUAGAAGCCUAAACCUUAGCUGGGAAGGUGUCUUAUGUGGGUUUGCUGGGUUUUUUCUAAAAUCAGUACUGUGACAGAAAUUAAUAAAGCACGCACACACAUGGAGAUCAUUCAAAUGAUUGACAAAGGAGCAGACGGAGGGUGUUAAAUCUUGUCUCUAGUGUCAUGGUGCAAUUUAAGAUGCUGUGAUGGUUCCUUUGUUUCAGUAAUGAGUCAAGUUCUCCUUCAGCAUAUCCCUGAGAUUAGCCAUUUCUUAAAACUGUUUAACUCAUGUGGAUGGGUGCUUACCUGCUGUUAAGCUUUCCACCUUUUGUUUUCUUUGGAAAAUAUAUGUUCUAGUGUAUAACCAUAUGUCAUGCGGUUUCAUUGCAAUAUCAAUAUUGGGUUUCAGAUAGUUGAAGCUUCAUUACUUCAAGUAUAUAUAAAGAACUAAAUUUUAGCCACAGACAGUUUAACUCAGAUGAAAUUUUUCUUGAUAUAUGCAGGGAGGAAAGGGAAGGAUUGAAAGAUGAGGUUUCACAUCUCCACAGCAUAAAGAACCAGCCUCAGCCUUGCUUAUUAUGACUGAAAUCUGGAGUGUGUUUACAUUUGCAGAGUCAAUAGAGCGACAAGGUUUAUAUCCAUUUACUUACUUGCACCUGGAGGCCUCAGCUAGAGGUUUCAGGGCACUCAGUCCGCCAGUUUUUAAAAAAUCAAGCAACAAACCAACAAGCAAUACUAAAAAAAAUCAAAGAACAUGAAUGUACCAACAAACAAUAAGAAUGGCAGCAAAAGAACCCACAUUUUAAAAGGGUUGAAGUUAGCAUAAAUCAAAAGUGCAGCUAAUUCAGGGACCUGGUCCUGUGCAGGCCCCUGCAACUGCUGCAGGGUUCCCUGGUAGCAGUGGGCACUCGUCCCUCUGAAAAGAAUUAAACCACCAUGGAAAGUCUCGGUUUUUUCUCCUCUCGCAACCUCUUCAUUUCUGUUCAGUUGCCAGGAAGAAUGUUUAUGGUGGUUGUCCAGUUUCAUAGGGAACAAAUUUUUCUUUCCAUCAAAAAAAUCUCCCUCUAUCAAGUCUGCGUAGUGGAAAGAUUUUGACCAGCACUUUUUCAGCAGACUUCCACGUCUGACAUUAUUCUUGGAAGACAAGCACACAGUGGUUACAAGCAAUGUGAAAAUUCUUAUAAGAUCCCUCUACAUGUAAAUUAUAAACUUCUCCGAUACAAAGAGCCACUUUCAUUGUUUUCAGGAGUUCCUGUAUGUAUGUAUUUAUAAUUUCAACUUCAUAUUCCGAGAAGGGAACUUGGGAGGCUGAGGAGGCUGGGCUUGUUCAGCCUGGAGGAGAGAAGGCUUUGAGGGACCCAAUCUCAGCCUUGCAAUACCUGCAAGGAGGGUAUUGAAAAGAUGGAGCCAAGCUCUUCACAAGAGUGCACAGCAGGAGGACAAGAAAUCAUGCACAUAACUUGAAGCAAGAAGUGUCAGAGUUGAUAGAAGGAAAAACUUCUGAACAACGAGGACUGCCAAGCAGCGGAGCAGGUUGCAACAAGAUGUUCUGCAUGUUCCAUCCUGGCAGGUUUUCAAGACUCAACUGGACAAAGCCCUGAGCAACCUGGUCUGGCCUCAUAGCUGACCUUCCUUUGAGCAGACUUCCUGAGGUCCCUUCCAACCAGAAUUGUCCUGUAACCCUAUGAACUGUUAUAAAUGUGUAUGUCGGUAUUCUGGCUGUGGCCUUCCUCUCUAAAAAAGGAUGAUGUUUCCUUCCCUUCUUUCUUUCCAUUAAUCCUUUUGCUGGAAUCCUUUCGAUGUGUUGGUUGGUUUUCCUGUAAUACCUUCUUAUAUAUUAUGAAGGAAAAAGUAUGCAAGCAGCAGUGCAAGUUACUUCACCGAAGAUUUGUUCCUGUGUUGACCUAUAUAUUUUGCAACAGAAUGUGAAAUUUCACUGCAGCACUGGAAUAAAAGAGGAACCAAGCUUCACUGUAACUUCAUGGAAAAAAGAACUCAGUGGUUCAUUUCUAGACCUUUCACAUGCCAGAAAGGUUGGAAAGUUAAUUCUGUUGGGGUUUUUAAUUUAUUUCAAAUAAAGAACAAGGAAAACUAAGGAACAAAACUGAGUCAAAUUUAACUUGUGUGUCAGGGAGUAGUGAGAGCUGGCUCUGCAAGGGACAGGGAGCCAGGAGCUGAGGGUGACAGCCAGGCAGGCUGGGCAGCAUCCUCACCAAGAAGCCACACAGUCCCAUGGUACCCUAGCGAGGCACACAGAGCAGGUCUGGUGAUGGUAACCAGUGUUGGCCAACAUCUCUGUGAUCACCAGACAAAUCGAUAGUCACGAGGCAGGUCUGAGGUCAAGAGCUGGGAAGCCAAGUCAGCAAGACGAGUUCAGGAUCAGCGAGGUGCAAGGCCAGGCACGGCUGUACCGUGUCAGCACUGGCCUCCGCACAGACAGCCACACCCCAAGGAAGCAGGAGAAGAGACUGCAGACUCUUGGGAAACUCAGGGCCCUGACCCUGUGUAAAAAGAGCUUCAUUUCCACAAAAUUUGGCCCUAAGAUUUUAUACUUUUUAAUUUUCCACCAUUGCUAAGGAAAGUCCUAGCUUGGAUCAGUCUGCAUCGGUAUAUGAGGAUGUUUUUCAUCAUGUCAUUUCCUAUGGUACCUCCUUGCAUUGCUGGAGAACCACUUCAAUAUAAGGAAAGCAGUGGCGAUGGCUGGCCUAUAGGCUGGGCUUCACGAAAGAGCUCAAAUAAGUUCAGGGUCCUAUCACUUCAUGAUAAUAAGAUGUAGGUACAUAAUCCCUGAGACUGUUCUGAAAUGUUCGGUCUUUGUGUUCAAAUCACAACCCUCUGAAACAAUGAGGAGACUUUUAAAUGUGGAGACUGCAAUGUCCUGUACCUCAAUCAUUUGCGUAUUUACUUCAUUAUUCUUACAUAGCUAAAAAUUUACAC
Molecule: messenger RNA, 5006 nt
Organism: Grus americana (Whooping crane)
Lineage: Eukaryota; Metazoa; Chordata; Aves; Gruiformes; Gruidae
Gene: GPR65
Product: G protein-coupled receptor 65
Exons: 2
Coding region: 631-1746 (371 amino acids)
Biological process (GO): G protein-coupled receptor signaling pathway
Cellular component (GO): membrane
Molecular function (GO): G protein-coupled receptor activity
Source: RefSeq, a predicted model, not a curated record